Molecule: messenger RNA, 858 nt
Organism: Marchantia polymorpha subsp. ruderalis
Lineage: Eukaryota; Viridiplantae; Streptophyta; Marchantiopsida; Marchantiales; Marchantiaceae
Source: the annotation of a GenBank genome assembly
UUGAGGAUUAUGUUUCGAGCCUGUAUCUGAUCGUUGGAUCGCAUAGCGACCCUUUACCUCAUAACGAUCGGGAUGGGGGGCAUCAAAGCUUGUGUAUCAGCAUUCGGAGUAGAUCAAUUCGAUUCCGAGGACCCCGGGGAGUCGAAAAGUCUGCCUCAUUACUUCAGUGUGUUCUUCGGCUCCGUUGAAUCCAUAUCGUGAGAGUCGAGGCGAACAGUGACCUAUUCGCCUAGACUCUCUCGUGAUAUGGAUUCAAGAGUACAAAGGCUGGAAAUGGGGCUAUUCCAUAUUGGCCAUAGUCAUGGGUGCAGCUCUUGUCCUGCUCGUAAGUGCACGGAGUUUCUUCAGGUACAGAGUUCCCAUAGGCAGUCCAUUCACUUCCGUGGCCAGAGAAACCGCAAGCUCCCCACUCAAACGGACCAGCGUUUAUUGAUCGUUACCUCUCUCUUUCUUCGAGCUCUGAAUGUGUACGCUUCUACUGCUGCCUCGUUCCUGCAAGAAGGUGAUGCUGCGGUUGCCAAUGGUGACUACACUACCGCGGUCCGUCAUUAUAGCAGUUUUAUUGAUUUGAAUCCUGCUGCAGCAAUAGGCUACUCCAAGCGGUCGGCGGUUUAUGUACAGCAAAAAACAUACAAGGAAGCCAUCUAUGACUUGGAUAAAGCUGUCGAAGUUGAUCCAGUAUUUGUUCAAGGUUAUUUGAAUAGGGGCCGCCUUUUUCGACAGAGCUGCAGAAAUCUGGACGACGGAAGAAUGGAUCUGAGAACUUUGAUCAGAAAGUCGGGAGAAGAAGUCUGGACGAGAAAGGAAUAGAAACACUAUCGACUUCUCUUUCCUUGCUUACAGUCCCGGACAGUCACA